This is a messenger RNA of Ictalurus furcatus (blue catfish), 2638 nucleotides long. RefSeq names its product zinc finger and BTB domain containing 8B (gene zbtb8b). The transcript is spliced from 4 exons. Bases 348 to 1886 code for a protein of 512 amino acids. The record is from RefSeq and is a predicted model, not a curated record. Gene Ontology annotation, molecular function: protein binding; RNA polymerase II cis-regulatory region sequence-specific DNA binding; DNA-binding transcription factor activity, RNA polymerase II-specific. NCBI's taxonomy places the organism in Eukaryota, Metazoa, Chordata, Actinopteri, Siluriformes, Ictaluridae. Gene Ontology annotation, biological process: regulation of transcription by RNA polymerase II.
UUAUGCUAGUAAGUGGUGGUAAAAUUGGUCUCUCCAUCAAUGAGCCUGUGUGUUAUGAUGCGAUGUUUCUUUCAUGUUAAGAGAGGUAAAGAACCUCCACUGGAUCUCACAUGUAAUAUUUUACAUCAACCUGAUGAACCUGCACAAUGUCUGACCCCGCCCCAUACAACAUUCCGCCUUUUCAUUGGCUUACGCGUGUGGCGUCAUUUCUCCUGUGAGGUUACUUGGAUACCGGAAGUGGCUAAAUCUUAGCAAUGAAAAUAGCAUUGGAACUUUUUUGGAAUAAAUAGCGAAUCCGUCGGAAUUAUAUAGACUGUGGUUUGCGGAGAAACACAGCUCCUGCCUGUAUGUAUAGGGACAAGAUGGAGGUUCCCUCUUAUCACUCCAAGCUUUUGUGUGAGCUGAACGAACAGCGUAAGAGGGACUUCUUCUGCGACUGCAGCAUCAUCGUAGAGGGCCGUGUGUUCAAGGCACACAGAAACAUCCUCUUUGCGAGCAGUGGCUAUUUCCGGGCUCUGCUGGUGCAUUAUUUGCAGGAUAAUGGCCACAGGCAUAGCACAGCUUCUCUGGACAUUGUCACAGCAGAUGCCUUUUCACUCAUUCUGGACUUUCUGUACUCCGGUCGUCUAGACCUGCGUACCGAUAACGUGAUCGAGAUCAUGUCUUCAGCCAGCUACUUGCAGAUGACGGACGUAGUGAACUUUUGCAAAGGCUACAUCAAAUCAUCGUUGGAGAUCUGUAACAGGGAGAAAGAGGGCCAGAGGGAAAUGUGCCGAGAGAGAGAAGGACCUGCUGACAGUGGUACGUCAGCUUCAGUGUCCAGUGGUCCUGCAGCAUCCACUUCCCAAACGGACCGGGGAACCCCACAGAGUAUGGAGAUGCCCCAUUCCGGUGAGGCGUCCUCUGAUAUUCCCUCCACACCAGCUGCAACCAGUAGUAAAGACUCCGAGAGUGAGAACUCGCAGGGAGGAUUCUCCAACCAACCUCCCACCAGUGCUGCUGUUAAGAGCAACCCAGUGCAAGACGCCGUCAACCCAUCAUCUUCAGGGAUGCUCGUCAUGCCUGUACACACCAAGAUUAAAUUUGACCCUGAUGAGGAAGGUGAGUGUUCACUUGAAGCUAAGGACAUGGACCUGUAUGAAAACCCAAGCAAUGGUGAAGACAGAACUCUCAGCUCAAGUCCUGCACCUAGCAGCGAGCCAACAUCCCUGCCGCCGUACCCCAAUUAUCAGAUGAAGCAGUAUGUAGAUGUGCUGCUACGUGGAGGAGCCAACUCUCACCGUGAGGAGCUUGUGCCUCAUUUUGGCCACAGUUUGGGAAGCAGUAAUAUGAUUGGUCGAGUAGAUGAAGGACUAGGUCACGGAGGCACCUGUAGUAUGGAGAUCCAAAGCGACUGGUAUGUGGAGGAUGCAGUUUUCUACUCAGGGAGGCUGCACAAGUGUCCGUUCUGCCCGUACACGACCAAACAGAAGGGCAUUCUGAAGAGGCACAUCCGUUGUCACACAGGGGAGAGGCCAUACCCGUGUGAAAUUUGCGGAAAGCGUUUCACUCGUCAGGAGCAUUUACGCACGCAUGCUGUCACCGUCCAUCGUGCAACCUGGCCCAUCGUGUGUAAGGGCUGCAGGCGUGUCUUCUCUGGAGCCGUGUCUCAGGGUCUGAAGCGCUUUGGCCUCUGUGAUAAUUGUACUUGUGUCACUACAACUAAUGAGGACUCUCCUUCCAUGAGCCUGAGCAGCCAGUCUGUGAGUGUGGAACAGGCCACGACUGACUCGGAUUGGCCCAUCUUCAUGGUGGACGGGGACGAGGAGCCCAGUGCUGGCGCUGGGGAAGUGGACGAUAAGAAAGACCUCCAGAGACAGCUUGCAGAGGGGGGAAGUCUCCUGUAGGCAUCAAGAAACAUAUUGGUGUUUCUGAUGGCUUCUGCCUCAUUGGCCUUACUAAAGGUUUAGUAAACAGACCAAGCUGUCAAGGCUUGGAAAGACAGAUGUUCCAGAGACACUGCUGAUAUACACUACAAACGUAUAGACAGAUCCUGAUAUUCAUCGUUCUGAAAAAAAUAAUCUUGUUUGGCCUGAUGCCGAUUAGUACGAGUACUUAAUGUAAGUACUGAACUGUAAUGAUGUUUACGGGUAUGUAGUGUUUAAGAACCAAAUUUCCACAGCUCUGGUUGAAUAAACUGAUUAAAUUCCAUUUUAAAAAAUUGUUAAUAUAAUUUAGUAAUUAUGAAAUAAUAACUGCUUUAAAAGGUACAGCAAUCAGUGUUUGUAUUUUGAUCAUGCCGAUAACGAAGUCAUCUUAAAGCUGCACAUAUUUAGUGAGUGUCAAGAUGGAACAUUUGGGUAGGUGUAAAAGAAUUACCGUACACAAUCAAUCCUAAGGGAAUCUGAAAUACUGUCUGAGUCAUUUUAUAUAGAUUCAUGCUUCCCAGAGUUGGGUCCGGUGGCCCCCAGGGGUCUUAAAGCACAGCUAGGGGGUCCACAACUUUGUUUUUAUUUUAUUACAGUGGUGUACACCACACCAUGGUUAAAGUUAUUGUGCCUAGAAAUAAUGUUGAAUAGAAUCUAAUGAUAAUUAUAAUAAAAAUGAGUUCUAUGGGUGGAAGGUUCUGAAAUAAAAAAAAAAAAAACAACUCUAUAAA